Messenger RNA from Penicillium samsonianum, 1863 nucleotides. RefSeq names its product ferric reductase family protein. Gene Ontology annotation, cellular component: plasma membrane. Gene Ontology annotation, molecular function: ferric-chelate reductase activity. NCBI's taxonomy places the organism in Eukaryota, Fungi, Ascomycota, Eurotiomycetes, Eurotiales, Aspergillaceae. The transcript is spliced from 7 exons. The coding region runs from base 1 to 1863 and encodes 620 amino acids. Gene Ontology annotation, biological process: iron ion transport; copper ion import; intracellular iron ion homeostasis. The record is from RefSeq and is a predicted model, not a curated record.
AUGAUGGACAUGAAGAUGGCCCAGGGCACGCCCUGGCUCGAUCAGCCGGUGAUGCUUCAUUCGUCUCGCGCCGAUAAAUGCAAACUGACCGAAGCUCAAUGUCUCUAUCGCAACUAUUCCUGGCGAUACUGGUACCAAGCCGACCAUGUUUACGCAUUAAACACUGUCUACUUCAUGUGUGCGGUGAUUGGAGUGUUCGCGAUCUCGAACUUGCUUGUACGAUUCGCUCCAGAUAGAGUGAAACGGACCAGACCAUGGCGCAUGUUCACCUCCGCCUCACGAUACUUGUCUUAUCGUGGAUAUCGAUUGCCUGCGCUGCGAUAUUGGUCUCCGGCGUUGGGCGUGGUGAUUCUAGGCGCAGUAGGCGCUGUAUUCUUCUUCGCGAUGACACUCGGCCCCCAACCUUAUUACUGGCCAACGGAUGCUUCUUAUGGAAGUAGUCCUCCGAUUGCGACUCGGUCGGGCUGGAUGGCUCUUGCGCUGCUUCCAUUUGUACUGGCACUGAGCACGAAAGCCAACAUGAUCUCUGGUGUGACUGGUAUUCCGCAUGAGAAACUUCAAGUGUUCCACCACUGGACUAGCUAUGCGAUGUUUGUGUUGGCUUUGAUUCACACAUUCCCUUAUAUCAUAUAUCAUAUCUGGAAGGGGGAUAUGAUGUAUCAGUGGAAGACAAGUGUUGUCUACUGGACAGGGGUUGCUGCUCUCAUCUCACAGACAUAUCUAACCCUCAUGUCUUUACCAUUCAUUCGCAAUCGAUUCUACGAAUUCUUCAAAGCCACGCACAUCUUUGUGGCGGUGGUAUUUGUCGUGUUUUUCUUCCUUCACUGUGAUUUCCGGCUCUCUUCUUGGGACUACUUCAUAGCCUCAGGCGUGAUCUACUUCCUCAGCCUGAUAACCAGCCACAUCCGUACCUAUCUAAUGCACGGCAUCCACAACGCAACCCUCGAGACUCUCCCUAGCGGUCUUGUUCGCGUUGCAGUCCCAUCAAUCAUCAAAUGGACCCCGGGCCAGCACGUAUUCGUGCGCUUCCUCACAUCAGACUUACAUCUACUCACCGCCCAUCCCUUCACCAUCUCCUCCGCAUGUCGCAAUCCAGACGAAAUAGGCAAAGCCUCAGAACUAGUAUUCUACAUCAAACCACGCGGCGGUGCCACCGGACGCCUUAGAGCAAUGGCAUCCAAGAAUCCAGGCUGCACGAAGAAGAUCUUAAUGGAGGGACCGUACGGCGGCGUCAGCGAACCCCACAUGGCGCAAUUCGACACGAUUCUAGUGAUCGCCGGCGGCUCGGGAGGCGGGUUCUCACUAGCCAUGGUAGACGAAGCGCUCCGGCUGACGGGAAUGAACGCACCGAGAAGCGAGAAAACACCACCGUCCCGGCGGAACCUCCAAGUUGUCUUCUCCACGCGUGACCAAGCCAUGGCAGAUUGGUACAUCGAGGAGAUCGAAUCACGGCUAUCGGAAUCGACCAUGUUAUCCGCGGACUCGGACAACGGAUUCGAGACUGCGGUGUCUGUGCACAUCACUGACAAACGGGGAUCCGGAAUUUCCUCGGCUUCGGAGUCUGACGACGUUAAAAGCACGGCUGGUAAGGUGCCGCCGGCUGAGAUUACUACCACGGGAAGUUUCAGUUUGAAUGUUCACCGCAAUGCUCGGCCUGAUCUUCCUGGUCUGGUUGCGCGCACUGUUGCCAUGGCACAUGUACAAGGGAAGCAUCUUCAGAAGAAGCAACGGGUUGGAGUUUUGGUUUGUGGUCCAGCUUCUAUGCUGCAUGAUACUCGGAAUGCAACUGCUUUGGCGCAGGCUAGGGUGUUUGGAGGUGAGGUUGAGGAGCUGUAUUUGCAUACGGAGCCUUUUGUGUGGUGA